Hypoxylon trugodes is the source of this 1963-nucleotide messenger RNA. Its product is annotated as carbohydrate-binding module family 43 protein. The record is from RefSeq and is a predicted model, not a curated record. The transcript is spliced from 5 exons. Gene Ontology annotation, molecular function: 1,3-beta-glucanosyltransferase activity. Lineage: Eukaryota; Fungi; Ascomycota; Sordariomycetes; Xylariales; Hypoxylaceae. Gene Ontology annotation, biological process: fungal-type cell wall (1->3)-beta-D-glucan biosynthetic process. Gene Ontology annotation, cellular component: cytoplasm; fungal-type cell wall. The coding region runs from base 259 to 1887 and encodes 542 amino acids.
AGUUUAGUUUUUACACACUCUUUAUCAUCACAUCGCUGCUUGGUUGCGUAUUCGAGAAAGAGGUACAUCUUCAAGAAUAGGAAGGCAAUAUCAAGAAUACGUUAUCUACGUCAUUUUUUACGGAACUUAGAAGGAGUGGACCAACCAUUUCAGCCUCACAGUUUCGAUUAGACAAUCCGGUUUAGGACGAAGAAUUAUUCGACAUCUUGGAUAAUAUCACGAUAGAAGGACGCAUCGAUAACAAAUAAUCAUUACAAGAUGGGUUUCCGAUCAGCUCUCACUACCUCGCUAUUGCUUGCGAGCAAUGUUGCCGCAGUAGACCCCAUUGUUAUGAAGGGGUCUAAAUUCUUCACCAAGAGCGGUGACCAGUUCUUCAUCAAAGGUGUUGCUUACCAGCAGGAAGCCGGCGGUGGUCCUGGUGGUAGCAGCAGCAACAGCAACAAGUAUGUGGACCCAUUGUCAGACGCAACCAUCUGCAAGCGUGACGUUCCACUACUUGAGAAGUUGGGUGUCAACACCAUUCGAACCUACGCCAUCGACCCUAAGGCGGACCAUAGUGAAUGUAUGUCGAUGUUAGACAAGGCUGGCAUCUACGUUGUUGCCGAUUUGGGCGAGCCGGCUCUAUCCAUCAACCGUGAUUCUCCGGCCUGGAACACCAAGUUGUUCGACCGCUACAAGGGUGUUGUCGACAACCUCGGCAAGUACGACAAUGUCAUCGGCUUUUUCGCUGGUAACGAGGUCACUAAUAACAACACCAACACUGGUGCGUCGGCUUUCGUCAAGGCUGCUACGCGAGACGUAAAGAAGUACAUAUCUGACAAGAUCGGUAACGGUGGCAGAUGGAUGGGUGUCGGUUACGCAGCGAAUGAUGAUGCUGAAAUUCGUGCCAACAUGGCUCAGUACUUCAACUGUGGUGAGCAAGAACAAGCCAUCGACUUCUGGGGAUACAACAUCUACUCUUGGUGUGGCAAGAGCAGUUUCACCGAGUCUGGUUACGACGUCCAGGUCAAGUUCUUCUCGAACUUCUCCGUUCCCGUUUUCUUCGCCGAGUACGGUUGCAACAGUGCUGGUGCCGAUGGCCGUCUCUGGGAUGAGACUACUGCUCUCUACUCCAACCAGAUGUCGGGUGUCUUCAGCGGUGGUAUUGCAUACAUGUUCCACGAGGAAGAGAACGACUACGGUCUGGUCAAGGUUAGCGGUAACUCGGCAACCCCGAUGAAGAACUUCAAGGUUCUCGAGUCGAAGCUCGCUGAUGUCAAGCCUUCCUCGACUUCUAUGGCCGCUUACAACCCCACCAACUCACCUGCCGCCUGCCCAGCUAUCUCCAACAACUGGAAGGCUUCUGAGGUUCUUCCUCCCACCCCCGACAACUCCCUCUGCGACUGCAUGUACAACUCGCUUUCUUGCGUCCCCGCCGACGAUCUUGCCGAGAAAGACUUCGGUGAUAUCUUCGGCUACGUCUGCUCACACGACGCCUCCGCUUGCGCUGGUAUUAAGCAGGACCCCAAGACUGGUGUUUUCGGCCCGUACAGCAUGUGCAGCCCUAAGCAGCAGCUUGCUCACGUACUCAACACAUACUACACCAACCAGCACAGCUCUAGCGACGCUUGCUCCUUCGAUGGUGCUGCCAAGGUCGUUUCUAGCCCAAGCUCUGACUCUUCUUGCAAGUCAUCCCUGGCCAAGGCCAACUCUGCCGUCGCGGUUGCUGCCACUGCUACCGCUGGCUCCGCUAGCACCGCUUCCACUGGUGAGACAAGCGAGUCUAGCGAGAACGCUGCCGCUCCCGCAUCAGUCCGUAUGACCCCCUUCGUGACUAUGGGCGACAUGGCUGUCAGCCUGUACGUGUUGGUUGCUAUGGGAGCUGGUGCCGGUAUGGUGUUGUUGUAAAUGGAUUUUGAAGAUGUAGUCAAGUGUUUCCUACCAAUCGGAAAUGUUUUCACAAUCUUGUUGGUACACUUUGACC